GUGUGACCCUGGGCAAGUCACUUAACCCCAAUUGCCUCACAAAAAAACCAAAUGGUAACUUAGAAAUGGCGAGCUGGAAGCCAACCCCUCAUGUGCUCCAGGCCUGUUCUUCACAGUUGUUUCCCUCCUGAGUCAGGUCUAAGUCCUGAAAUUGGGACUGGGGUCUAGCAGAGAGUUCUGCCAGAUCACUGGCUCCUGGAAACAAAGCUCCUCCCGAAGUGGGAAGGGAGCUGGGUGGGAGCUGGGGGCAGACCUGUCAUGGCCCUUUGCCCUGGGCAGGUGCUUUUGAUCAGGCUGAAAUGUGUGGCUGACCGAUGGGAGCUAGAGAAGGCCAAUUGUUAACCUCUUCCCUGCUUUGGCGGUUGGCUUUCCAGGAAUAUUUCACAGCCACAUCUUGCGGUUGGAAUAUCUCAUCCCAGAGUUGUGUAUUUGAUGCCAGGCCCCAGGCUUCAGCGCUGGGAGUUGGAGGAGGGGGCAUGAAAGCAGCAAAGAAAAGCUGGGGUCAGUCUGUCCCUUCCUGCCCUCCUUUGGCAUGGGCAAAAGUCACCAUCUGCAGCCCUUUCCGCAUCAUGCAUGCCCAGUUUAAAGACCUUUAAAGGGGACCGGCUUCCCCUUGCCAAGAUGGUAGACACCGAGAGCCAGAUCUGUCCCCUUUCUCCGCUCGAUGACGACGACUGGGAAAGCCCGCUCUCAGAGGAGUUCCUCCAAGAGAUGGGGAGCAUCCAAGAGAUCUCUCCGUCCAUCGGCGACGACAGUUCCGGAGCCUUCGGGUUUGCUGAGUAUCACUGCUUGGGAAGUGGUCCAGGAUCCGACGGGUCCGUCAUUACCGACACCCUUUCACCAGCGUCCAGUCCGUCCUCUGUGAAUUAUACCCCCGUCGUGGGCAGCACUGAUGACUCUUCUAGUGCCACGUUAAACAUCGAGUGCAGGAUCUGCGGAGACAAAGCCUCUGGCUACCACUACGGCGUGCAUGCCUGUGAAGGUUGUAAGGGCUUUUUCCGGAGGACCAUUCGCCUCAAGCUGGCCUAUGACAAGUGUGACCGCAGCUGUAAAAUCCAGAAAAAGAACCGGAAUAAGUGUCAAUAUUGCCGUUUCCAGAAGUGCCUCUCAGUUGGAAUGUCACACAAUGCCAUCCGUUUUGGGAGAAUGCCAAGGUCUGAAAAGGCAAAAUUAAAAGCAGAGAUUCUUACAUGUGAACAUGACAUAGAAGAUUCUGAAGUUGCAGAUCUCAAGUCUCUCGCCAAGCGCAUUUAUGAAGCCUACCUGAAAAACUUUAAUAUGAACAAGAUCAAGGCUAGAAUCAUCCUGGCAGGAAAAGCCAGCAACAACCCACCUUUUGUCAUACAUGACAUGGAAACCCUGUGCAUGGCGGAAAAGACACUGGUGGCCAAGCUGGUGGCCAACGGGAUCCAGAACAAGGAGGCGGAGGUCCGGAUAUUCCACUGCUGCCAGUGCACCUCUGUAGAGACUGUCACGGAGGUGACGGAGUUUGCUAAAUCCAUCCCCGGCUUUGCAAAUCUAGACCUGAAUGACCAGGUGACUUUGUUAAAGUACGGGGUCUAUGAAGCCAUAUUCGCAAUGUUGUCGUCAGUGAUGAACAAAGACGGGAUGUUAGUGGCCUAUGGAAAUGGCUUCAUAACCCGCGAGUUCCUGAAAAGUUUAAGAAAGCCGUUUUGUGACAUCAUGGAGCCCAAGUUUGAUUUUGCAAUGAAAUUCAAUGCCCUGGGGCUGGAUGACAGUGACCUUUCCCUUUUUGUGGCUGCUAUAAUAUGCUGUGGAGAUCGGCCGGGCCUCCUGAAUGUGGGACACAUUGAGAGGAUGCAGGAGAGCAUCGUGCACGUGCUGCAGCUUCACCUGCAGAACAACCACCCCGACGAUGCCUUCCUCUUCCCCAAGCUGCUCCAGAAGAUGGCAGACCUUCGGCAGCUGGUCACAGAGCACGCGCAGCUGGUGCAGGUCAUCAAAAAGACUGAAUCUGACGCCGCCCUGCACCCUUUGCUGCAAGAAAUCUACAGGGAUAUGUAUUAAGUCUUUUUGGUGUUUUGUUUUGGUGUUUUUUUAAAGACAGAACUUUUCCAGAAUAUUUAAAGCCAACAGAAAUAUUAAUUAUAGAUGGGAGCAAAAAGACUUUGCACAAAUGUCAGCUGUGUUUUAAUCCUAGAACAUGGAAAUCAAUCAUGAUCUAGGCAGCUGGAAUACCACAUUUCUAUUGGUUUUUGAAACAGUAUUUCAGAGAGUUUGCCAAGUAUCCAAAAACUGAUGAUGAGAGGGUCUUGGAUAGUAUGGGUGGAAUUGGGGGAUUCUGUCUGAUUCUGUUAAGGCACAUGAUUUUGAUCAAUGCAGAUUUAUUUAUGUUAGUGAUUUAGCAUCUGGUUCAUUGGUAACCUCAUAAUAAGGACUUUGUCCACUCUGCUCAUGG
Molecule: messenger RNA, 2419 nt
Organism: Dromiciops gliroides (monito del monte)
Lineage: Eukaryota; Metazoa; Chordata; Mammalia; Microbiotheria; Microbiotheriidae
Gene: PPARA
Product: peroxisome proliferator activated receptor alpha
Exons: 7
Coding region: 574-2028 (484 amino acids)
Biological process (GO): regulation of lipid metabolic process; cell differentiation; negative regulation of transcription by RNA polymerase II
Cellular component (GO): nucleus
Molecular function (GO): zinc ion binding; nuclear receptor activity; RNA polymerase II cis-regulatory region sequence-specific DNA binding
Source: RefSeq, a predicted model, not a curated record